Molecule: messenger RNA, 2523 nt
Organism: Leptomonas pyrrhocoris
Lineage: Eukaryota; Euglenozoa; Kinetoplastea; Trypanosomatida; Trypanosomatidae
Exons: 1
Coding region: 1-2523 (840 amino acids)
Source: RefSeq, a predicted model, not a curated record
AUGUUGCAGCGUCCGCGAACGUAUCAGGCUAAAAAGUACAUCCCGGUGGUCUCCGCCGCCCUCGACCCCUACGAGGAGGAGCGUAACUCUCUCGUGGACGAUGAGCGGCUGGACCGGUGGUUUCGCUACGUCGAGGGCGAACUGCGACGCUUCCGCAGCCCUUUUGUGGCUGCUGAGGCUCUCUUGACGGAGAUGCGCCUGCACUGCGAGCAGCUGUACCAGCCGGAACGGCUGUACGUGAACACUGCUCUACGCGUUCUGCAGGCUUGUGUACCGCACCUCCCGCAGGAGACCGCCGACGCGGCCAGCGCGGCCGUGCACGAGCUGCUCCCGUGCCUCGUGUACACCCGACGGACACCCUUGUCCGCCAGCGGUGUCGCGACCACGUCAGGGUCGUCGUCGUCUCCGCCGCCGCCGCCGAGGGCCUACUCCGAGCGGGUAACGCAGCUGACGUACGCUGCUGCGUUUCGGCGUGUUCUCGCACGGCGGAACCAAUUUCAGGUGCAGCUGGCGCAGCAGGAGCGGCACGUGCGGGUAGAGGUGAAGGUGAUGGACCACCUGGUGCAUGAGCUGGACCAUAUGUGGGUGAAGACGUGCUUCUACUCGUGGCGGACCUAUUGUAGGCAGUUGCAGGUUCGGAAGGCGCAGCUGCGACGACGGCUGGUGCGGGCGACCGCAAAUGAGUCCGCGCCACGGUACUUGCGCGCGUGGCGGCGGUACGCUCACACCAUUGCCCUGAACGCCAAGACGAGCCGCACCAGCGCGCUGCAGCAGCAGGUGGAGGCGUUGUAUCCGCUGGAGCACGAGGCGAAGAGCCGACACGACCACCUGUCCGAAGAGAUCAAAGAGAAGAGCCGACUCGCCGGGGAGAGCCUACAGCGGCUGGAGGAGACGCAGGACCGCUUGCACACGCUGGAGGAGCUCAUCACGGAGACGCAGCUUUCCCUCGCCGAACACUGGUCAACCUGGAAGGAGUGCGUGCACCUUCUCUUCGGUGAUGUGGGCAAGCUCCCGAGCAAGUCGGACAGGACGGUGCGCACGGAUUACCUGGUGAACAUCACCGACACCGCGGCCUUUCUUGAGAAGCGUGCCCGCACGAAGGCUAGCAGACAGGGUAUUCAACACGUUGGUAAGCUGCUGUUGUACGAAAAUGCGCUGGGACCGCGUGCAACGGUGUCUGCGGACGACAACAAGGACGCGACAGCUGCAUCAGCGGAGGGUGGAAAUGACCGCAGCAGCUUCAACGACGGCUCACAGCAUGGCGGCGGCAGUGCACAGGCGAGUUUCACGUCGCCUCUCGGCUCUAGAGGCGCCUUCCCCAACGCCUCCAGCACCCCACCGUCAUGCAACCCUUCGACCACCACCACCACCGCCAUCGUCGCCGUGGGCAGAGCCUCACCAACAUCCACUUCGGAGCAGCGCGUUUCUCUCUCCCGCGCCGCGACCACCGCCCCGCUUGUGGGGGAUGUAAAUCGCGUCUAUGCCGCCGUCGCCGCGGUGGCCCGCCCUGUCCUGUCGCCGCUGCACCUGACGGACGUGCUGCACCACAACGAGCCGAAGCUGAACCUCACCGUGGCGUUCCUCUCCACCCUGUACAGCGGCGGGCACUGCUCCCUGUUCAUGCCGGCGCUGCGUCUCUCCGCGCACUUGGAAACGCCAAACGCGUGCAACGAUCUCGCGCUCAUUAAGGCGGCCAGCGCGGCCGCGACCACCAAAGCGGUGCAGGACGCGCAGAGAGGCGAGGAGAUUCAUUGGGGCGCGCUCAUGGUGCAGGAUGUGUCGGAUGGCAUGCGCAAGGUUCAGCGCUGCACCGACGCGAAUGAGCGUUACUUAUUGUCAGUCCGACAGUGCAUGAUGAGCAGCGAGCUGGAGGUUGUUCAGGGGUAUUUGGAGGACUUGUUUGCUCGCUUUGCGGCGACCGGUGUGCCGCUGUCGCAGACAAAGUUAGAGUCCGUGUGGGAGCCCAUCGUCUCCGCGAUGGAGCUGCCCAUCAUCAAGGCCCUCUACCCUGCCCAGGGCAUUCUUAGCUUCGCGGAAUUGGUGGACUACGUCACGCGGGUGGCGGAGUACAGCGGUCGGCCGCUGCUGACGCUUGCGGAGCGGCUGGACGCCACCUACCCGUACGACCCGCUAGAUGAGCUGCUCAUUUUCCGCCGCAGUGAGGAAGCAGCGGAACUCUUCCGCCGGUAUGCCGCGCCGGUCUCUCUGCUCUUCGACUGGCUGAAAGACGACAUUGCAUCGUCACAGUUCCGCGCUGACCGCCUCACAAUUCUCUUGGAAGAACACCUCGAGUUGUCUAGCGAAGAGGCGACGGAGGUGUGUGACUUGGUUCAGCAGCAGAGCGGCGAUGUGGUCGACCGCGACGACGUGGAGUGGCUGCUGCUAAUGGCAUCGCCUCAUCUUGACCCAUCUCCCUUUUCAACUCCCUUGGACAAAGUCUCCAACGUGCUUCUUCAAUGCUCACCGCUUUUCACCGAGCUCGGCAAGGAAUCCUCCGUGUCCAAGUCCUCGGCGAAGCGCUGA